Molecule: messenger RNA, 841 nt
Organism: Ochotona princeps (American pika)
Lineage: Eukaryota; Metazoa; Chordata; Mammalia; Lagomorpha; Ochotonidae
Gene: UCMA
Product: upper zone of growth plate and cartilage matrix associated
Exons: 5
Coding region: 103-519 (138 amino acids)
Biological process (GO): embryonic skeletal system development; regulation of osteoblast differentiation
Cellular component (GO): extracellular matrix
Source: RefSeq, a predicted model, not a curated record
UUGCCUGACUUAGAAGUGAGGACCCUGGCCAGGCAGCAGCUGUGGGGUGGGGUGGGGUGCAGGCUACACCAUCUGACUUGGGGUGCUCAGAGGGAACCAAAGAUGACUUGCAGACCAGUCCUUCUCAUGUGUUGCCUCUGGGCUGUUUUGCUUCUGUCCGCGUUGCAGGAGGGCUCCGGCGCCUCUGUGGGCAGACGGCAGGCGGCCCCAGAAGAGGCUCAGAGAGGUGUGAAGCAAAAGAUUUUUAUGCAGGAAGCAGACGCCUCCAAUUUCCUCAAGAAGCGCACCAAACGGUCCUCCAAAUCCCGGGAGGAGGCCAACGCGGAAAACAGGCAGAAAAUACGGGCUGAUGAGCUGCGGAGAGAAUAUUAUGAGGAACAAAGGAAUGAAUCUGAGAACUUUGUGGAGGAACAGAAUGAUGAGCAAGAAGAACAGAGGCGGGAGGCCGUGGAGCAGUGGCGGCAGUGGCAUUAUGAUGGGCUGUAUCCUCCCUACCUCUACAACCGCCACCACAUCUGACAUCCUGCUAAGGCAAGCUGGGAAGGAACCACAAGAUAUGCAUCCCACUCCCCAACAGCGCACACCUCCCAGCCCUGGGAAACACAUUUAUCUCUCCCUCGAUGCCUCAAAUGGCCCAGGUUUCUGCUUCUUUUAUUGUGGUUUUCUGGGCAUGUCCCUCCCUGCGAUGCCUCCUGAGCACCAAACUUAGAGUUUCCACCGGCUUAGCCAUUGUUCCCAAAAGCAGAAUUCCUGUCCAUAGACAGUACCUGUGCUAGCUGAAGGAGAGCAACAUGGGUACAUGCUUGCUUCCAGCUUACCAAUAAAGAUGAUGUGUGCCAAG